Molecule: messenger RNA, 1606 nt
Organism: Ricinus communis (castor bean)
Lineage: Eukaryota; Viridiplantae; Streptophyta; Magnoliopsida; Malpighiales; Euphorbiaceae
Product: RNA-binding protein 1
Exons: 2
Coding region: 208-1320 (370 amino acids)
Molecular function (GO): RNA binding
Source: RefSeq, a predicted model, not a curated record
UUACUUUAUUUUUUGUUGUUUUCUUUUUCUAAAAGUUUCACCGUCCUUCGAAUUCGACUUUCACAAAACCUAGAAAUUUAGAUUUCUAGGGUUUUCCUUUUUUAAAAAAAAUAAAAAAAAAAUAAAAAAUUAUUCCCCAUUUGGGAUUUUUCGGAUUAGGGUUUCCAAAAUUCACUGUAGAUAGGGUUUUCAGGUAUCUAAUUGGAAAUGGAUAUGGAUAAAGCGAAGAUAUUUGUUGGAGGUAUAUCUCGAGAUACAAGUGAAGAUGCUCUUAGAGUUCACUUUAGCAAAUACGGUACAGUUUCAGGUUCUCUUGUUGCUAAAGAUAAGAUUACUAAAAAUUCAAGGGGAUUUGGCUUUGUUUGGUUUUCUGAUUCUGCUUUUGUUGAUAAAGCCCUUCAAGAUUCUCAUGUGAUUCUUGGAAGAACGGUGGAAGUGAAAAAAGCAAUACCCAAAACUGAACAGCUGCAGUUUCAUCGGUAUCAACAGCAGCAGCAGUGGCAAUUCCCCAACCAACAAAAGAAUAGCAGGUUAAGCGAGAGUAAUGGUAAUGGGAAUGGGGGUGAUUACUUUAGGACUAAAAAGAUCUUUGUAGGGGGUUUGUCAUCUAGUCUAACCGAGGAACAGUUUAAGGAUUACUUUGAGAGUUUUGGUAAGAUAGUAGAUGUAGUUGUGAUGCAAGAUAGCUCAACUAACAGGCCAAGGGGCUUUGGAUUUGUCACCUUUGAUUCUGAAGACUCUGUUGAUAAAGCUAUGGAGAAAACUUUUCAUGAGUUGAUGGGCAAGCGAGUGGAGGUUAAGAGGGCUGUGCCUAAAGAAGAAAUUAGUGGUACUAUUAACAGUAGCUGUAUUACAAAGGGUGGAAUAAGAGGGUCUUCCACUAACAGUUCUAGACCUGGAAAUUACCUUUCCUAUAGUCCUGGAUAUGAAAUUAUUCCAAGUUGUGUUCCUCUUUCUGUGUAUAGUGGCAGUGGUGUUGGAGGGUAUACAUAUGGAACAGGCAUCUAUGGGACCUACCCUCUGGUAGGGUACAGCAGACCUGGCUUUGGGGUUACACCAGUUGCCUUUAAUAGCCCUUGGAUUGGAGCCACAAUGUUUCCUUCACCUUAUAACAAUGCUUUCCUUUAUCCAGCUUACACUAAUGGCGGUUUUAGCAUUACAAAUACGGCGGUUCGUCCCGAAGGCAAUGGGAAACUGCAUGUUGAUGGCAAUGGGCAUCAGCCAUCUGAUGCCUCACCGCCUUCAGUUGAAGGCAUAAUAACAAAGUCAGGAGUUGAUUCUUCAAGCUUGAAGGGUAGUGAAGGGGGUUGUUCUAUUUAACAGGAUCAAAUACGUCUUAUGAACAGCUGAAGGCUUCUUCCUGUAGGUAGUUCUAGUUGAUCAUCCUGUACACAUAUUUCAUGCACAUUGAAGGGUUAGGAAUUCUUUCACUGACCGGGUUAGGACGCUUUUAACCACACCAUUGUUCAUAUGUCUGUUUCUCAUGUGCCAAUUCAACAUCAUAAACAUGUUGCUUGCAUGUGUCUUCUCUGGUUUCGGUCUCUUGUAAGUAUAUGAUUCUGGUGUCUACGACAUUGAUGCAAUUAGAUCUUAAAUUUUACUGCUC